GUGGGGAGAGGCGGGCCGGUGGGCGGAGCUUGCGAACGUAGUCUCCAGUUGGGCUCGCACUUUCUUACUGUGGAAUCCGGGGAGGCUACGAAGAUUUUGAUUCCUCGUUCUAGUGUCGGUUUCUAGAUCGCCAUGGCAACUGGACAGAAGUUGAUGAAAGCUAUUAGAGUUUUUGAAUUUGGUGGGCCAGAAGUGUUGAAACUCCAGGCAGAUGUUGCGCGACCAAUUCCAAAAGACCAUCAGGUUCUAAUCAAAGUCCACGCUUGUGGUGUAAAUCCAGUGGAGACAUAUAUUCGCUCUGGUACUUAUAAUAGACUACCAACCUUGCCGUAUACUCCUGGCUCAGAUGUGUCUGGGGUAAUAGAAGCUGUUGGAGACAAUGUAUCUGCUUUCAAGAAAGGUGACAGAGUUUUCACUACCAGCACGGUCUCUGGGGGCUAUGCAGAGUAUGCUGUUGCAGCAGAUCACACAGUUUACUCACUGCCAGAAAAGCUGGAUUUUAAACAAGGAGCUGCUAUCGGUAUCCCUUACUUCACUGCGUAUCGAGCUCUCUUCCUCAGUGCUCGUGCGAAAGCUGGGGAAACUGUUCUGGUUCAUGGAGCUAGCGGAGGAGUUGGACUAGCAGCAUGCCAAAUUGCUAGAGCUUAUGGCUUAAAGGUUUUGGGUACAGCUGGUUCGGAGAAAGGUCAAAACACCGUUUUGCAAAAUGGAGCCCACAAAGUAUUUAAUCACAAGGACGUUAAUUAUAUUGACGAAAUUAAGAAAUCUGUUGGCGAUAAAGGAAUUGAUGUGAUUAUUGAAAUGCUAGCUAAUAUAAAUCUUAGUAAUGAUUUGAAACUUCUGUCACAUGGAGGACGAGUAAUAGUUGUUGGCAGCAGAGGUCCUAUUGAGAUAAACCCACGGGACACCAUGACAAAGGAGUCUAGUAUAAUUGGAGUUUCUCUGUUUUCAUCAUCCACGGAGGAAUUUCAGCAGUCUGCAGCAGCCCUUCAAGCUGGGAUGGAAACUGGUUGGUUAAAACCUGUAAUAGGUUCUCAGUAUCCACUGGAGAAAGUAGCACAGGCUCAUGAAAAUAUCAUUCAUGGCAGCGGGACUGCUGGAAAAAUGAUCCUUCUCUUAUCUGAUUAGUUCUUUCAUGUAUUUGCUGUGUAAUUAGAGUUUUCCUCCACCCACAUUUUACUUACACUAUCUUUGUUUUAAUUAGUAUUCAUUUGACUCAAUAGUUUCUUAUAUUAAAAAGCAAGAUUUUUCUUUAGAGAUCAUGGGUAUUGGAGUAAAAUUGUUAGUUUGUAUCUUCUGCUUUCAGCCAAGGAGUCAUCAUUGUUGGAAACAGAAUGUUAGUGUCUGGUUGACAUUCAGAUGCAUUCCAGGAAUUCUGAACUGAUAUUUGAUGAUUAGUAACUUUGACUAAAACAUGCUAAUUCAAAAUAAAGAUUUCCAUGCCUACUUAUUCAUAAAAA
Messenger RNA from Loxodonta africana (African savanna elephant), 1460 nucleotides. RefSeq names its product crystallin zeta (gene CRYZ). Lineage: Eukaryota; Metazoa; Chordata; Mammalia; Proboscidea; Elephantidae. Gene Ontology annotation, molecular function: mRNA 3'-UTR binding; zinc ion binding; NADPH binding. Gene Ontology annotation, cellular component: cytosol. The coding region runs from base 133 to 1128 and encodes 331 amino acids. The record is from RefSeq and is a predicted model, not a curated record. The transcript is spliced from 9 exons.